GUUCGGUCCAGUGUCAUUAGUUCUCUUUAGUGUUUGCCAAUGUUGGAGGUCUGGCCGCGGACUGAGAUAUAGAGCAUGGCUCAAGUGAAAGUGCAGACCUCAGCGCACGCCGUGCCCUCCAUCAAUGGCACUGUGCCCACCGUCCCACCAGCUCCUCCCCAGGAUAACAUGGCAAACCCUAAAGAGAAAACUCCGAUGUGUCUGGUGAAUGAGUUAGCCCGUUUCAACCGGAUCCAGCCGCAGUACAAACUGCUGAACGAGCGGGGGCCUGCACACGCCAAGAUCUUCACUGUACAGUUGUGUUUAGGGGAGCAGGUGUGGGAAUCUGAAGGCUCCAGCAUUAAGAAAGCUCAACACUCAACAGCCAAUAAAGCGCUGGCAGAGAGCUCGCUGCCCCACCCCCCGCCACGCAUCACUAAACCAGACACACACACCAAUCCAGGCAGCAUCACCCCCACUGUGGAGCUGAAUGGAUUGGCGAUGAAGCGAGGAGAACCGGCUGUCUACAGGCCGCUGGAACCCAAACCCCUCUACAACUACAGGGCCAACUACAACUUCAGAGGAAUAUUCAAUCAGAGGUAUCACUAUCCAGUCCCCAAGGUGUUCUACGUGCAGCUGACGGUAGGCAGUAACGAGUUUAUUGGCGAAGGUCGAACUCGCCAAGCAGCUCGGCACAACGCAGCCAUGAAAGCUUUGCAGGCGCUGAGGAACGAACCCAUUCCUGAAAAGCAACCUCAGAGUCCAGAGGAGAAAAAAGGCUCGGAGGAGGACAGCGACGCAAAUAAAUCUGAAAUCAGUCUGGUGUAUGAGAUUGCACUGAAGAGGAACAUGCCUGUGAAUUUUGAGGUGCUGAAGGAGAGCGGCCCACCCCACAUGAAGAGCUUCCUGACCCGCGUGACGGUGGGCGAGUUCUCCGCCGAGGGUGAGGGCAACAGCAAGAAGCUGUCGAAGAAGCGUGCAGCUUUCUCCAUCCUGCAGGAGCUGAAGAAGCUUCCCUUCAUCCCUGUAGUGGAGAAGCCCAAAGUGCACUAUAAGAAACGGCCCAAGACCAUACUCAAGGCGGGGCCGGAGUACGGUCAGGGCAUGAACCCCAUCAGCCGACUCGCACAGAUCCAGCAGGCUAAACGAGAGAAAGAGCCCGAGUACACACUGCUGUCUGAGAGAGGCCUGCCACGCCGCCGAGAGUUCAUCAUGCAGGUGAAGGUGGGUGAUGAAGUGACCUCAGGAACAGGGUCAAAUAAAAAAGUCGCUAAACGUGCAGCUGCAGAGGCGAUGCUGCUCCAUCUGGGAUACAAAGCCUCCACGCCUAUUCAGAACACACAGGAGAAGCCACACAUGGACAACAAAAGCUGGAAUGGACAAAGAGCCACUUUCCCCGAAGCCAGCACUAACACGCAGAAAGGAAUCCUCCACCUCUCUCCGGAUGUGUACCAGGAGAUGGAGGCCAGCAGGAAUAAAGGUGGCACUACCCCCUCCGUCACCCCUAUGACCCCCGUGACCUCUGUGACCUAUAUGAACCCGAAAGAAGUGAGCCAGGCACCGUUUUACAACAACAGCGCCUCAAAGACAGCCGCCAUCGCACGGGAGCUGCUGAGCAAAACGCCAAAAACACCCACGAUCCCUUGCAGCUCCGUUCAGCCAUCGCAGCAGCUCGAGUACCUCGCUCACAUUCAGGGCUUCCAGGUGCAGUAUACGGACAGACAGACGGACACAGAGUUUGUGACGUAUCUCACUCUCUCACCCGUUCAGAUGACGUUCCACGGCAUUGGGAGCUCCAUACAGGCCAGCCAUGACCAGGCGGCUCUGAGUGCCUUGAAGCAGCUUUCGGAGCAGGGACUCGACCCGGUGGACGGAGGAGUCAAGGUAGAGAAUGGAUCCUGUGAAAUAUCGGUGAAGCAUCCGGAUGGGAAACAGACUAACUCAGGCUCUCAGGACUGCGCAGAUCCGAACGCUGUCGUGUAGAAAACGAGUCUUCGCGAACGCCGCCGGAUUCCUCGGAACAUCGACACGCAAUAGGGUGGAUGUGUCUCAACAACAUGACGUAGAACAACACACACUCGCUCUCAGUCUAUGUGAAGACAACACUAUCUUAACCUUUAGUUACUAUGGAAAAUUUAACUUGCUAACAAAUGUAAAAAAAAAAAAAAAAAGAAAACCAAACCAAAAAAAAAGAAGAAGAAGAACUAACGUGAUAAUGAGUUAAUGCAUGGUACUGUGUUGACUUUAUGGGAAAUCUAAGUAUUACAAAUUUCCCUGAUUGAUAGAUGUUUUUUUUUUUUUAAUUUUAUUUUAGUCUCUUAUGGAUUAAGCAGGUGUGUAUCAUGCCAUGGAAUUAAAACGAAACAUUAUAAACAAAGUUCUGUAAAGGGUGUGGGGGGAGGGGGGUUUACGUACGUUAUUUUUUCUUAAUAGCAAUGCUUGAGUGCGUGAAGAUUAACAGACGAUGGCAGUGCUGUAAAAGUUGUAGUUGUUGUCUUCAUAUAUAAUCACCCAGCUUAGCGUUUAUGCUGAUGUUCAUGUAUCUGUACGGAUGUGUACAAGUAUCACACGAAGGAGAAGAAAAAAAACGAAAAAUCUAACGACAGAGACAGAAUUAGCUGAGAGGUCGAUGAGGAUGUGGUCUGUAUUAUUGUAAAUAAAGCAAGUCCACUAGAUUCACAUCAACUCAGUGUUUUAUGAGCAACGCGAUUUCACACAGCAUUCCUUACCUCCGUGUUCGCUUUCUAAACCCCGCCUGUGCAUCCUAACAUCAACUCAUUUUACUUACUUCAUUUCAGCUCCGCCCACUCACGUUAACCCCUUUUCCUUUCAACCUCGUCUACUGCAUUAACCACGCCCCCAUCCAACCUCACGUCCAUCUUAAAUUUCAUUUCUUACCUUAACUAUGCUUUAUGCUUUAACAUGAUCCCUUGCUUUACCUCCAGCCCUAAUGCUAACCUUGUUUCGUCUCUUGCUUUAACCCCGCCCCUCACUCACUCCUACGUAGCCUUCACCUAAAUAUUCACUCUAACGCUGUCUUCUUCUUCUCGCUCAAGCCUUGAUUCUUCAGACAGACCCCACCUCCUCUUUUACUAUGUAACUAGCCCCACCCUGCCCCUGCUCCACACCCUAACCCCACCCACACCAGUCAUUACCAGUUGUAAGUGUUCCUACGCAACAUCUUUUGUGGAUUUGCGAGUUGAACGAGAUGUGUAACAGUCACGUGCUAAUUCUGUUUCUGUGUUUUCUCCCAGCACAUCUACACCCUAAACGCUGUGUGUUGUAUCGAUAAUGCAUCAACUGAGUGCUUUUAAUAACUGCAUUCUGGAGGAGUUUAGCGAAGAGAGCCUGCAUAGCUUCUCCUUCCAAACAGCUCGAUUACUUGAAUCUUUCAUUUUCACAACAGCAUUUUUCUGUGUUUAAAUUUUAGUUAAAGAAAUGCAGUAAAAUCACAUCAGUUUGUGUUGAAAAGGUGUGUAUGUGUGUGUGUGUUUUUAUUUUCUUUUUACCGUCCUUUUAGGCCCAAUCCGGUCUGAGCACAGAGCUGAGUAGUCAAGGAUUACGUACCUUAAUAAUAAAAUUAAUGAACUUGAACUUGCAUCUCUCUUCAUCACUAGCGCAGAACCUUAAUUGCUGAGCUCCACUGCCCACUUCCUCAUUUCCUGCUAGUACAGGAAGUAAACAAUUGAUGUUGAAGCUGCUCUGUGUUUUUAUCUCCAGACUAAAUUCAUGAGAUUUUCAAAUGAUUAUGCAGUGGUACCUCAGUGGUUAAAGUUCUAUAUUAGUGACACAACGGGUUGUGAGUUCAAAUAUCCAGACUGCAUAAAGUCACUCUUUAUCCCUUGAGCAAAACCUUUAAUUACUACUAUUAUUAAAGUAGCCAGUAAUUGCACAGGAAAAAUAAAGAUAGCUUUCUAGGAAAUCAUUUGAAAAAUGUAAAGUGAAAAAAUGUCUGAUAUUUUAUGUUUUAAAAGUUGCCCAAAAAUGUAAUUAGAGAACAGAAAAAGUCAUAGACAUCAUCAAGAAAUCAAGAUUGUGUGGGCCCACUUGCCCCUCCUCUCUGUAAACCAUCCUAAUAUCAUGACCUUCAUUUGCAUAUUUGGAACAUGAUUGGCUCUUAUCAUUUAUGACGCAAUAAUUCUUGCUUUUAAUGAGUACAACACUAACUCAAUUUCAGGAAGUUCAGCUUUCCUGUUUCAUAAAAUAAUCUGGUAAAAUGUGGUGUAUACCGUUUAGAGCAACUUUAAUUAUUACUAUUAUUAAUGAUGACAAUAGUUCCCAUGUUGUUUUUACGUGUGUUUUCUUGCCAACUGUGAACAAUAAAACAUUAAAAGUCCA
Pangasianodon hypophthalmus (striped catfish) is the source of this 4317-nucleotide messenger RNA. It is a transcript of the gene stau2, whose product is annotated as staufen double-stranded RNA binding protein 2. Bases 76 to 1962 code for a protein of 628 amino acids. Lineage: Eukaryota; Metazoa; Chordata; Actinopteri; Siluriformes; Pangasiidae. The transcript has 15 exons. The record is from RefSeq and is a predicted model, not a curated record.